Camellia sinensis is the source of this 564-nucleotide messenger RNA. The record is from RefSeq and is a predicted model, not a curated record. Lineage: Eukaryota; Viridiplantae; Streptophyta; Magnoliopsida; Ericales; Theaceae.
AUGAUAUUCAACUUUAAGGACCUCCAUGACAUUGAGGUUCAAAUCAAGGAGGCCAUCCGACAAGGGAUCUUUAUGGAAGAUAAUGAGCCUUCAAAGAAGGAUGUUGUUCACAGUUCCAAUACUACUACUGAUGAUGGAUUUGACGCAUUCAGAAUGAUGGAUGCAGUUCCUGUAUCAACAACUAACUUCUAUAAACUUUUUGCUUCAAAGUCCCAUGUCCUAUUGUAUCCAGGAGGAAUGCGUGAGGCUCUUCACCGAAAGGGUGAGGAGUACAAGUUAUUCUGGCCACAACAGUCUGAGUUCAUUAGGAUGGCAGCAAGAUUUGGAGCAAAAAUUAUACCUUUUGGUGCUGUUGGAGAAGAUGAUGUUGGUCAAGUAGUCCUUGAUUAUCAUGAUCUCAUGAAGAUUCCUUAUUUUAGAGCUGGAAUAGCAGAACUUACUGAUGAGGCUGUGCAGUUGAGAACUGACACUGAAGGAGAAGUUGCAAACCAAACUGUGCACCUUCCAAUUAUCUUACCUAAACUUCUACGCCGCUUCUAUUACUUUUUUUGGGAAACCAAUUGA